Messenger RNA from Sporothrix brasiliensis 5110, 3444 nucleotides. RefSeq names its product c6 zinc finger domain containing protein. Gene Ontology annotation, biological process: regulation of DNA-templated transcription; DNA-templated transcription. NCBI's taxonomy places the organism in Eukaryota, Fungi, Ascomycota, Sordariomycetes, Ophiostomatales, Ophiostomataceae. The record is from RefSeq and is a predicted model, not a curated record. The transcript has a single exon. The coding region runs from base 1 to 3444 and encodes 1147 amino acids. Gene Ontology annotation, molecular function: DNA binding; DNA-binding transcription factor activity, RNA polymerase II-specific; zinc ion binding.
AUGUCGCUCUCAGGCAUGGGCCUGACGCAGGCGCAGGUCCUGGACGCCCGGCGCCGCAAAGUGCGGAAAGGAACCCACAGCUGCUGGGAGUGCCGGCGCCGCAAGAUCCGCUGCCAGUUCUCGUCGCCGGAUGAUGCUGUCUGCAUCGGUUGCCGGGCGCGUGGAUCCGCUUGCCGCAGCCAAGAGUUUUCCGACGAAACGCCGUCGCCGCCACAGCAGGUGCCGGAGAAGAAGGUGGCCCAACGGCUCGACAGACUCGAGACCAUGAUGGAGCAGCUCAUGACACAUGUCAUGGCGGGGCCUCCUCCCCCGCCGCAGCAGAAUCAAUAUCAAGCAGACCAGCACAUGGGACCGGACAAGAGUGCAGCUCAUGCCGGCCACGGCCAGGCGACCCAACACACUCAGGACCAUCAGAGCCACCGCCACUCAACAUCUGGCUCUCCGUCCGUUGCCGAUGGCAUCGGCCUGACCUUCAAUGCCGAAAACGACUGCAAUGAGUGCGAUGCCUACAUUGAUACAGCGUAUGAGCAAGUUAGCAAAGUAUACAAAGAUCCGACUGACAUCGUCGCCCAUGUUUGCCCUACUGCUGCCGGCAAGCAGGGCUACGGUAAACUUGACGUCCUUGAGAUGUCCACAGCCGAAGACACACCCGUCGCCGCACUUCUCGGCAUUCAGGAUUCACUUUCCAACAACAGCGGCGGCGGUGUCAGCGGCAGCGGAUCAAGUCCCAACAACCAUGGUACCCCGUCUUCCUCCUCCAAUCUCCACACACGCGCUACUGCUGCAGCCGUCUCAGCCGUGCUCGGUACCUCGACAGAUGCGAUUUUGGCUGGAUCAGGCCACAGCCCUGGCUCGAUGGAUGUCACCGGCAACUCUCCGAACGGUGGUCAGGGAAGUGCAGCAGGCAGCUCCAGCCAAGAUGUGCGUGGAUCGGCAAACAGCUCAGGUUCAGCCACCUCCGACACUGGAGGUACAACAGGCACAGCAGCUACAAAAGAUUCGACAGCACCCUCCGCGUCGAUGCUCUCUACACGGUCAGACGACCCGGUCAGCGAGGAAUGGCGCCGCCACCGGCACCUCAGCAGGAUGUUGGUUUCGCUUUUUCCGUCACAGGAAGACAUGAACACGAUUGCGGCUUACUCCCCGAAACAUAACUUUUUGUCUCUCUUCCACUCAAAGCACGAUAUUGCAUCAGGCCGCUGCGAACCGGCAUCGAAACUGCGCGAGAUCCCGCCCAUGAGCCUGCACCCAACGGCCAUCGCGCGGCGGCUUCUUCAAUUGACCCUGUGCAUGCAACAGAUGGCCCCGUGCUUCGCACUGCAAGGCAAGCUGCAGAUGAAAGAGUCCUUGUCCGCGGUCAUUAAUCGCAUAGCCGGCGUCGUCACCCACACUGUUACCUCCAACGACGAGCUCAUCGGGUCCGUCGAGGGUCUCGAGUGCCUCGUUCUGCUCGGCGAGCAGCAGUCCAAUACCGGCCAGCUGCGCAAGGCCUGGCUGAGCUACCGCCGCGCCAUGAGUCUGGCCCAGCUGAUGGGCUUGGACCGCGGCAAUACGCGCGCGCUGAAAUCCUGUGACCCGACGUCUGACGCGCGUCUGCGGCCCACCCCGGCCGCCAUGUGGUACCGCAUCAAUGCGUGCGACCGCUACGUCUCGCUUCUGCUGGGCUUGCGGGCAGGUUGCCAGGAUGAUGACGUUUAUCCGCCAUCCCAGCAGCCCGGCGAGAAAAACUCUGUGGAGGAAGACAUGGACACGCCCGUCGAGAAGCUCGAAAAGGCGCACAUGAUCGUGGCCGGCCGCAUCAUCGAACGGAACCACAGCAAGAUCUCCCUCGAGAAGUCGUAUGACGUGACCCAAGCUAUCGACGCCGAACUCCAGGCUGCCGCCUCGCGCAACCUUGGUCCUACCUGGUGGGAGGUGCCCUCCUAUGACCCCAGCUCCCGGCCCGACUUUAUUGCCAACGAGAUGUCGCGCGCUGUCCUGCAGAUCCACCACCACUGCAUUCUUAUUUUGCUACAUCUGCCGUACAUGCUGCGCGGCGAACACCCAGCAGCCACCGCCGCCAAGAUGAUGGCGGCCUCCAGCUCGGCUGCCACGAGCAUGUGUGAGGGUCACGGCAUGGGCAACAUCCCUACCAAUGUGGGCAAUACCCCCAAUGACGUGGGCAUCUCGCCACAACGCAACGAGGCGAUGGACGAGAGCCGCAGCUGCAGCGGCGGCCUGGCCUAUAGCAAGGCCACCUGCCUGCAGUCCAGCCGCGCCGUCCUCAAGCGCUUCGUCACCUUCCGCCGGCUCGUCAACACGGCCUUUUCCUGCCGACAAGUCGACUACGCCUCCCUGAUCGCCGCCAUGACGCUUAUCAUUGGUUACCUCGGACCCCGUCCCACCCUCGACUCCGACCCCAACGUCUUGGAUGCCUUUGACACCCAACUUCGGCAGGACCGGGCAAUGGUCGAGCAGGUGCGCGAGUCCAUGGAGCGCCUCGGCAAAGUCAACAACGACAAGCUAUCACGGGAGUCGGCUGCGACGAUCCAGCAGUUGAUGCCCAUUCUCGACUUGGUAGCCAAAAAGUCGGAGUCGGAAGUUGCCGCCGCAGAUGCGGAUGCAGGUGCCGGUGGCGGCAGCAACGGCCAUGCCCUGUCAUCACAACACCUACAAAACAACUUUGACGCCUCGACAUCGCCAACGACAAAGGAGAGCAACAACUAUGGCCACGACGGCAAUAUGCGGAACAACACGACCAGUUCACAUAGCGGUGACACCGGUGUCGGUGCCGAGGCUGCUGCCGGGGCGGGCUCAACAGGAACACCAGGGGCAGGGACGUCUUCAGUCCGUCUCAACGUUCCUUACUUUGGCACGGUCAACAUCCACACCAACGUUACCACGGGCACGUCGUCCAUGUCACCGUUCUACCCACAGCCACCACAGACCCCAUACCAGCAGCAACAAGAGCAAUUGCAGCUCCACCACGAGUUGUCUGAGCAGCCUCAAACGACCAGUGCCUCGCUUGGUGUUGCCUCCGCCCCGACAUUCAGCCCCGACGCCAUCACUGUGCCCAUCUCGUACGAUCUCCUUUCUUCACCAAGCGCUGGCCAUCCUGUGCUCGACUGGGGUAGCCAUCUACCGAGUCAGCAACAGCCACAUCAGCAACAGCAGCAGCAGCAGCAGCAGCAAACGAGCCAUCAAGGCUCAGUCGAUCUCAACGAUAUGCUGGUCGACUUUGACCCCAUGCCGAUGAGCGACGAUGGCGACACUACCACCAGUGCUCCCAAUGGUGAGGGAGGUGGUGCGCCUACCAGUAGCGACGGCCUCUAUGGAUUUGGCGGCGUGGCGGCCUUUCCCGACAUGACCGGGUCAAGUGACGACUGGGUCAUGCAAGGCGUCGACACGACGUACUGGUCGCUGCUGAAUGGCGGCGGCGGGUCAUUUGGCGGACAGAUGGGGUGA